Molecule: messenger RNA, 2236 nt
Organism: Phoenix dactylifera (date palm)
Lineage: Eukaryota; Viridiplantae; Streptophyta; Magnoliopsida; Arecales; Arecaceae
Source: RefSeq, a predicted model, not a curated record
CGGUCGAAUGAAAGCCAACAAAACCACACUCCUUCCUGUCCUCGGUAGAGCCCUUCGUUGCGUCUUUUCUCCUUUUCUUGAUAGGGUUUUGAAGCACUAGACCUAGAGAUCACAGCACCCUUGCGUUUCCCCUCUGCUCCUUUCUCUUUGGAUAUGGAAAAUCUCCGGUUGGAUUUGAUGGAGGAGUCCGCAGACACUAUGGAAGAGGAUGAAUUCUAUGAGGAGAUUGAGGCACCGAAGUUUGUUGAUUUCACAGCCCCUGAUCGUUCUCGGCCGGAUGACCGCUCCUGGUUCUGCGUUCGUGUCGGAUGUGACCAAAAUCACGAGGAAGUAGAUCUUGAUGCUCUAUACAGAAGUUUCGUGCUUCGGGUCAUGGCAGCAAGGAGCCCAAAUGUAGGGCUUCGAAAAGCAUUAAAUCGACAAGGACCAAGAUCAAUGGCAAAAUGUCCACAUUCCGCACCAGCAAAGUCAGCCAAGGAUAAAAUAAGUAAAUUUAGCACUAUCACUUCAAUUCCUGAAAAGAUGGCAAAAACUAAGCUGAAAGACCAUCCAAUCUCUACUUUGAGAUCAACUCCAAGCAAAACAAAGGCGAAAGUGCAACGCUUUCCAAGCGAAAAGGCGUUGACGACACCAAGGAAGAAAAAAUGUUCAACAAACCAAGAGCCACUUCGAAGUGUGAAGUAUCAGAAGGCGCCAAUUGGAGCACCCAAGAAUAGAAGUGUGGCAAAAGCCCUAUUUCACUAUAGCCCAAAGAAAACAGAUGAGACUAGAACCCCUUCAAAGUGCCAUGCCCCAGUAUCUGAGGUUUGCACUGAGAUGAGGCUUAACAUUCGCAGUCGAACAAAGAAUGUACCGAGCAGGUACCUUUGCAAGCCAUCUACUGCAAUGAAUUCGAAAAGAACUGAAGAAACUGCGAAGAGUUCAAAGAAGAAAGUUGAGGGUUGUUCCCAGAUACGCAAUUCCCCGGUGCUUCGAGAAGGGAUUCAGAGCAACUCUAAUGACACAGGAACUGAUGGAAGACUAGGUAAUCUGAGUAUCUUGGCUACUGAUGUCGAAGAGCAUCUCGCACCUUUAGUGGUUUCCUCUGUUAAAGAGUCUUUGCAAUCAGCAACAGCAGAUGCUACAACCUCCAGCAAGUCAAAAGCACCACAAAAUUCUAAGGAUGAUUUAGAAAACAAGGUUUCCAUGCAGCAAAUUUCCAUCAGAGCAGCUACCGAGACUCGAGCAGUGGAGAAUGCUACUGACCUGGAUGACAAUAAAGAAAAUGCUUCAUACAGUGAUAGAGCUACUAGAGAUAUAGAUUCAAAUGCGACAAAUUUUGAAAACGAGAACUUGCAGUCGGAGACCUGCAAGAAUGCUCCUCAUAAGUUGUGGUACAGGCAAUCCGAGCUCCGAUUAAGUCCCUUAAGGAACCUUCUGAUCAAGGAGGAAAGCACAAGAGAACUACGAAUCCGAAGCCUUUCAGAUUUAGAACUGAUGAAAGAGGGAUUCUCAAAGAAGCAAACCUGCAGAGAAGGCAGAUUGGAGCUCAGGAAGGAACAACCACCACACUCAGGCAUGGAGAAGGAUUGCAAAAGAAUGGGAGGCCUUUCCAUGGACUGGUAAAGCAAACUACUUCUGGUGAAGGUGUGCGCAAUGCCCAGCCUGUAAGUAAAAGAAGCCAUUGAUGCACCAUCCUUCAGAUAGUGAGUUUUAAAUCCUUUUAUCCUGGAGUCCAUGAAAAAAAUGCUGAAAUUUGAUAUAUUUGUAUCUUGAAGAAUCUAGCAAAAUCUCGCCAUAAGUUGCCCAUGCAGUUAAUCAUUAGCAAGGAAAAAACAACGGAAAAAUCUAAGAGACAAACUGCCAAGUCUGCGAGGUUCUCCCAACAUUCUGCAGAAUUAAACUCUUAUAUGCAGUCAACAACUUGAAUCCUCAAGUUCAUUUUCAUGUAUGCAGUGUGACAGCUUCAGGAAAGGUGCCGGCGUCCCAUUUAGGAAGGGAGAACAACAAAGUCGGAAUUGCCGCCAUGAGUAUAAAGGCCAAGAGACCUACCACGGUUCCAAAAGGACCAAACUUUCACAGGAUCAAUCUUCCAAAGGGUUGCACAAAGAAACCUGAGAUGGUGAUCAAUUGACCACGGCGUCUAGUUUUUGUUCAUUUGUUCAAGUGAAUUCAUAUGACGUCCGUAUUCUUUGUUCAUGCAUUCUCAUUCUUUUUCCCCAUGCUGAGAAUGAGGAUGUUUAAAGGAAAUUAGGUG